Aphanomyces astaci is the source of this 362-nucleotide messenger RNA. RefSeq lists its product as hypothetical. Gene Ontology annotation, cellular component: cytoplasm; Ragulator complex. Lineage: Eukaryota; Oomycota; Saprolegniomycetes; Saprolegniales; Verrucalvaceae. The coding region runs from base 39 to 332 and encodes 97 amino acids. The record is from RefSeq and is a predicted model, not a curated record. The transcript has 2 exons.
CAAUUAUCGGGACCACAGCGCAAGUUUGCAAAGUGAUCAUGAACAACGUCCUGGCGUCCAUAGUCCAAGAAGAUGGAGUGAGUGGAGUGGUCUGGAAUGACGCGCAAGGGCUUCUUCUUGGAGCGCAUGGGGACUUUGAAGACGCGCGAUUCGGUUUGGGAGCGCUGAACACUUUGGUGGCGCGGGCGAACGCGUUGAACACGUCUGACGAGAAGGACGUGGCUCCCGUCGUGCGGAUCGAAACCACGAAGCGCAUCGUGGUGGUGCAACAGCAGAAGGACAGCACGGUAUUGGCCGUGUCGACGUCGAAACCAAUCUCGUCCACAGAAUAACACGAUAUACAACGGACAAGUGCAACGAAC